UUAAGUUGGAGACCGGAGCGGAGCCCCUUCAUCUUCAUCCUCUUCCUAGCACUCCAGUGGACUUGGAGUUGUGGCUGUAUAAAGGCCCAAGACGUGUGGUGUUUAUCCUGCACAAUCGGUCAGUCGCACAGAUAACACCGUAGUAUCAGACAAGACCUCAUCUCAGUAUCCAGCCGAGAGGAAAUCAAAGGAAGAGAAGGGGAAAAGCAAUGGCGGGCAAGGACGACGACGUGAAGGUGCUCGGCCUGGUGAUGAGCCCCUUCGCGAUCCGCGUAUGCAUCGCGCUCAAGUUGAAGGGCGUGAGCUACGAGUACAUCGAGGAGGACCUCGCCAACAAGAGCGAGCUCCUCCUCAGCUCCAACCCGGUGCACAAGAAGAUCCCCGUCCUCAUCCAUGGCGGCAAGCCCGUCUCCGAGUCGCUCGUCAUCGUGCAGUACGUCGACGAGGCCUGGGCGCCCUCCCCCACGUCGCCCUCCAUCCUCCCCGCCGACCCCUACGACCGCGCCGUCGCCCGCUUCUGGGCCGCCUACGUCGACGACAAGAUGGUCCCUGGUAUGGUUGGCGUUUUGAGGGCGGCGACGGAGGAGGAGAGGGCGGCGAAGGCCGACGAGACGCUGGCGGCGAUGGCGCAGCUGGAGAAGGCGUUCGCCGAGGUGGCCGCGAAGAACGGGAAGCCCUUCUUCGGCGGCGACACCGUCGGGUACGUCGACCUCGCGCUCGGUUGCAACCUGCACUUUCUCGAAGCGAUCCGCAGGUUGCACGGCGUGGCGUUGGUCGACGCCGGCAAGACCCCGCUCCUGGCGGCGUGGGCGGAGCGGUUCGUGGAGGUCGAGGCGGCCAAGGGGGUGGUGCCGGACGCGGACGACGCCGUGGAGUUCGCCAGGAAAGUCCAGGCUCGUGUAGCAGCUGCUGCUGCUUCCACCGCUGCCAAGUGAGUGGAAAAUCGUUUUCGAUUGGAUCAUUGGGUUUCUUGUAAUAAAGAAAAAAUCGUGUUAUUACAGUGCCAUUUUCAAGUCAUGGUUAGUUUAUUUGUGGGGUUAUUAAUGUGUAAAGUCUGGACAUGUAUGCGUGUUAUGUUCUCUGGUUCAUCGAUCAUAAGCAGCUAUACAGACAUACAGUGCUAGUGCUAUUGCCAUUGUACUGCUGCUCUA
Oryza sativa Japonica Group (Japanese rice) is the source of this 1151-nucleotide messenger RNA. RefSeq names its product probable glutathione S-transferase GSTU6. Lineage: Eukaryota; Viridiplantae; Streptophyta; Magnoliopsida; Poales; Poaceae. Gene Ontology annotation, molecular function: glutathione transferase activity. Gene Ontology annotation, biological process: glutathione metabolic process. The record is from RefSeq and is a predicted model, not a curated record. Gene Ontology annotation, cellular component: cytoplasm.